GAGGGGAGUGGCCCUGCCUCCGGGAAAGCGCGGCUCGGGGGGCCGCUCGGGGCUCAGCCAGUGAGAGGCCGGGGGAGUGGUGGAGGGAAGGCUCAGGCCGGGUACUUAGAGCAGCGCUAGCAGCCGGACCCGAUCUUCCUCGCUUCCCUCGCGCCGACGCUCAAGGCCCGCCGCAGCCGGGCGUUGUGGGCGCCAAGAGCGGCUACCCCGUUGUAUCAUGGUGACCCCUUGUCCUGCCAGCCCGGCCAGCCCCGCUGCGGGAGCCGGGAGGCGGGACAGCCAUCAGAACCUCCGCGCCCCGGUGAAGAAGAGCAGACGCCCGCGCCUCCGGAGGAAGGAGCCGCUGCGGCCGCUGAACGCGUCGUCGCUCCCGGGAGACUCCGGCGUCUGUGACCUUUUCGAGUCCCCCAGCUCUAGCUCGGACGGCGCGGACAGCCCAGCGGCGUCUACGGCGCGGGACUGCAGCUCCCUCCUCAGCCCUGCCCCGCCCUUGACCGCGCUAGAUCUCCAGACCUUCCGAGACUACGGCCAGAGCUGCUAUGAUUUCCGCAAGGCGCAGGAGAGCCUUUUCCAUCCGCGGGAGUCUCUGGCGCGACAGCCCCAAGUGACAGCCGAAUCCCGCUGUAAGCUGCUCAGCUGGCUCCUGCCGGUCCACCGCCAGUUCGGCCUCUCAUUCGAGUCUCUGUGCCUGACGGUGAACACUCUGGACCGUUUCCUUCUCACCACCCCGGUAGCUGCGGACUGCUUCCAGUUGCUGGGGGUCACCUGCCUGCUCAUCGCUUGCAAGCAGGUAGAGGUGCACCCACCUCGCGUGAAACAGCUCCUGGCCCUGUGCGGUGGCGCUUUCUCUCGGCAGCAGCUCUGCAACCUUGAGUGCAUCGUGUUACACAAGCUGCACUUCAGCCUAGGCGCGCCCACCAUCAACUUCUUCCUGGAGCACUUCACUCACGCUCGCGUGGAGGCGGGACAUGCUGACGUCACCCGGGCCUUGGAGGCUCAAACCCUGGCUCGGGGCGUGGCGGAGCUGAGCCUGGCCGAUUAUGCUUUCACCAACUACACACCUUCCCUGCUGGCCAUCUGCUGCCUGGCGCUGGCCGAUCGCAUGCUACAGCUCCCCCACCCGUUGGAUCUUCGCCUGGGAGAGCACCCAGAGGCCGCGCUGCAAGACUGCCUGGGCAAGCUGCAGAUGCUGGUGUCCAUCAACAGUACCUCCCUGCCUCACAUACUGCCUCCCCAUAUCUGGGAGAAGUGCAGGCUGCCCCAGAGUUGGAAAUAAAAAGCACACCCUUGGGUUUCUUUUAUUCCCCUGGCCCUGGCUCUGUGCCUUCAGGAGAGUGUGCAGUAUUAAUCCAAAGAGAAGCUCAGGACCCCUGCUUGUAAAUAGUGUACAAUAGUGGGAUCUACUUAUUUUUCAGUACACAAGGGCAGGGUGACAGUCCUGGCUUGUCUAAAUGCUGUUGUCCAGUCUGCCCUUCACAAGUGAUUGAUGGUCAGUCAAGAUGGUUGCCAAUUUCAGAGUCUCUCCUUGCUCCUGACGUUUUUGUACUCUGUAGUUAGCAGCUCUGUGAACACAAGCCAGCAAGAUUUUAUAUGCCACUGUUCCAGUAAUCAGACAAGUCAAGGUUGCUUGUCUGUAUCUUAACCCCCUCCAGUCUGGAGGCCGUGUCCCCUCCCCCACGACAGUGGCCCAAGGAGUGUGAGACAGAAGUCAUUGUAGUCUGUGUUGAUCAGAAGGGCAGUGCCUGCCACUCGCUGAUAUGGAUCUGGGAAGCUUGGGGUACCCAGGUAGGCAUUACCAGCGAGAGCCAAAGCAAGAGACAUCCCUGGUGCACCCCAAGAGAUGUUGGAAAGGAAAGUUUUUGCAUCCUCUUAUAGCUGUUGCAACCUGGGCCAUUUCCCCUGCAGUCACAUGCAUGAUUCAGUUCAAGCUGCUGCACAAGCUCAGGGUAGCAACGGCGCGACAGUAAUAAAGAAUAUAUUGAC
This is a messenger RNA of Peromyscus californicus insignis, 1983 nucleotides long. RefSeq names its product cyclin O (gene Ccno). Gene Ontology annotation, biological process: regulation of cyclin-dependent protein serine/threonine kinase activity; mitotic cell cycle phase transition. Lineage: Eukaryota; Metazoa; Chordata; Mammalia; Rodentia; Cricetidae. Gene Ontology annotation, cellular component: cyclin-dependent protein kinase holoenzyme complex; centrosome; nucleus. The coding region runs from base 218 to 1276 and encodes 352 amino acids. The transcript is spliced from 3 exons. Gene Ontology annotation, molecular function: cyclin-dependent protein serine/threonine kinase regulator activity. The record is from RefSeq and is a predicted model, not a curated record.